UUGUGUUCCCUAGCUUGUGCACUUAUGUAGUGGGUAAGGAGGUGUUUGGGAUACAGCCUCUGUUUCAGGAAGUAACAGUGGAUCCCAUAUUACAGGCUGGAGGAUUUUAUACUUUUUAGCUAUAUUUAUCUACAGUAAAAGGCUGAUGUGAAAUAUUUUUUGCAAUGCUUAUAAUUUUAAAAAUGUUUUCCAAGAAGAGGAAGAUUUUGGAUGAAUUCGGAAACUAGUCACGUUUGAAUGACGUGUAAAAUAGUGAUGUAGGAAUGCACCACACUGGGAUCAUGAAGACUUUGUGUGUUUUGUGUGUGUUUUUGCUGUGUUUUGUGUCAGAGCAAUGCACUUGUGGAAAUCCUGCAAAGCUGCUGCAGCUCACUGCUCAGGGCUUUAAAGAGCACGUGCAGUCCGGAAAAACAGCUCUCAUUUACUUUGGCAAAUAUGCUGAUUCAGCCAUUCAGACGUUUAUAGAGCAGUUAGAGACGUCCGCUGUGGCGUUGGAGGACUAUGGCAUAUUGGUGGCGAUGGUGAACUGCUCCAAAGAAAAUGUCGCAGAAUACUGCACAGAGGAAGAAGUGAUGCGGAAAGCAUAUUUAUUCAGAGGCGCAGAUGUCUUGAGAAGUUUCGAGAUUGACACCAUUUUUGACGUCAACGCCAUCGUGUCCCACAUGCUAUUCACGGUGCUCUUCAACGAGGUUCGAUACAUUCACACUCCAGCUGAGUUGGUCGGCGUUGAAAGAGUGGCGAGGGGAAAGACGGACAUUGUGAUGGGUCACAUACCUGCACUCGGGCUUCCAGAGCACCGGGCUUUAAUGGAGGCGGCGUUUGUUUACGGAGGAAAGUACCAGUUUGUGCAGACCACCGGCGCUCCUCUUCUCAAACACAUGGGGAUUGCUGAUGUGUCCUCUGUCCAGGCGCGUCUCUGGUUCCUCCACUGCAACAGUGUGUCUCACGCGUCUGAACCGUGUCCUCACACACUUAUGAAAAAGCCACUGAGCACCAUCAACAUACACACCUUCCUUCAGCUGAUGGAGGCACCAGUCCUGAUGGAGGCAGAUGUUGAUCCUGAUGACGUGGAUGUGAUCUAUAAUCACUUGAACGUGCCUGUGCUGUUCCUGUUUGCUCAGACUGAGACACUGCACAUGGAUCGCAGCACGGCUGAGGCUUUGGCCUGGAGGCUGCGAGGAGAGAUUGGCCUCGUCCUAAUCCACAGGGACAGUCCCAGGGUGAAAACUCCGGUCAGAUAUAAUGCUGCAUAUCGACUCCCACACAAGGAAGUGAAGUAUUUUACUUUGAAGAAUGUUGAAGAAGUCGUUAACCUUAUUCGGGGGCAACUAUUUCAAGAGGAGAAGGAAGAAGAAGAGGAGGAUGACGAGGAUGAGGAUCACUGGGCUUCUACAGAUGUUUUGGAUGAUGAGGUGGCGGAGUCGGUGUACAGAGACCGCGGUGUAAUGCUGGACAUGGAGUCUGUCUCAGAACUCACAGCUGACACUUUCAGCACUGCAGUAGCUCAGAGCGACCUCACGGUGGUGCUGUUCUACUUUAAAUGGGACGCUGUGUCCAUGGCUUUUCUGCAGUCGUACGUCGAGGUUGCUGAUGCACUUGAAGGUGUGAGUGAUAUCACACUGGCCUCCAUAGACUGUGGCGAGUGGACGUGUGUGUGUCGUGAUCAGAAUGUCUCCUCUUUCCCUUCCGUUCUGCUGUUCCGUCUGGGUGAGGACACUCAGUCCUACAGAGGCAUGAUGGGAACUGAGAGCCUGUAUAGAUUCAUCCUGCUGAGUCAUCUCUCCAUCCCGCUCUCUCUGUCCUCCUCGGAUGAAGUCCUGUCCUUCCUGGAAGGAGAUCUGUAUAACAGACACUCUUCUUUCUCGCCCAUCCGAGUGCUCGGUCUUUUCACACCUGAAGAUCCGGAUGUGGCCAUUUUUGAGGAAGCAGCGAAAUAUCUAAGGGGAGAAAUGAUUCUGGGGCUGUUUGAGCACAUGGAGGCAGAGAGAUGGGCUCAGGAGCAUGCUGUGAUGCUGCCUGCUCUCCUGGUGUCUCAUGGCCCUGGAGUUCAGAGAAAAGCUCAUUCCCUUCUUUUGUCCACGUUACAGGAGAUGAUCUCGCACAUCAGGAGAGUGGCACUUGAUACAUUUCCUGAACUGACAGUCGAGAACCUGCCAUGGUAUUUGGAGCUCAGGAAGCCUUUGCUGAUAAUGUUUGUUGGGGGAGAAGAAAGUCCAGAGACUUUGCAAUCUCUUGAGGAGAUGAAGAAGGCUGAGAGAACGGGACAGCUGGACUCGUCACUGCCAUGCUGGAUCCAUCUGGGUCACACUCCUGCUGGACGGGCCGUCUUAGAGACCUAUCUUAGCUAUGUUCCUCCACUCCCUGCUUUGGUGCUCUCACAGCUGAGCUCAGGUGGAGAGGUGUAUCACUUCCCCACAGAGCGCCCUCUGCUGUCUGAAAACAUCAUUCAGUGGCUGCAGUGGAUAGAAAACAACCAGGAGCAGGCUGCAGGUGUGAUUCCAGAUAAAGCGUGGCGUCCCCCUGUGCCUUUUUAUGACUUUCUGGCCGUCAUGGACGAAGAGGCACCGGGUUACGCAGCUCAGCAGCGCCCUAAAGCAAAGCAUGUGGUCAAAAAGGAGGAGGACGAUAAGAAGAAACGAGGUGCUGGAAGAGAAACAGCUUUCAAACCUCAAAGAACUCCUCGUCAUACCGAACUGUAGACUUUUAUCCUUUUAUCUAGGUGACUCAUCAUGACAAGAUGACAAAAUGAGUCAUGUAAAUAUUUAUAUCAAUAUGAUUGAGGUGUAUGACUCCACACGGCUGCUAUUUUUAUUAUGCUUUUGUAUUAUUUAAAUAUUUAUUUCUUUUUAUUAAUGCAGCAUUUUAAAGAAUAACUUGUUAUUGCUCAUUCCUUUCUCGUCUGAUUUGUACCAGGAACUCAAUAAAAUGCUCAGAUACAGUACUGAUGAGUUCCUGUAAUUAGGCUUGUUUAUGAUUGAUGAGAAGAGCGGUUUCACUGAUUGAGUCAUGACUGCUUUUUUAAUCAUCCGCUCUACGUGCCGUUCUGCUUCUGCCAUUGAAAGUAGCACAACAAACCUGUGUUUCAUUUCCUAUGCUGUAAAAGUUGACCGCGGGGGGAAAAAAACCCAGCAUUAUUUAAAAGAGCAGAGAAAAAGGAAAAGCUUAUAUAUAUAUAUAUAUAUAUGUAUAUAUAUAUAUAUAUAUAUAUAUAUAUAUAUAUAUAUAUAUAUAUAUAUAUAUAUAUCUUGCAAAUGUGAGCUCUUAGGUCUUAUAUAAUAUUGACAUGCUUUCUUCCAAUACAGAUCCAAAUGUUAGACCAUGUUAGAAAAGAACAAGGUUUUUUUUUUUUUUUUUUUUUUUUUUAUUUUUUUAUUUUUUUUUUUUUAAGGUAAAUUGUUUACUUUGUACUCUUUAAUGCUUGAGAACAUUAGAGAGUGACACUGUACAUAAAGUAUAGUUUUGAUCAGCUAGUCUUACUCUGUUUUUAAUCUAGUAAGAUAAUACCUAUUUGAGACAGUACACAUCCUUUUAAUUAUGUAUAAUUUUUAUGUAUGUUAAUGUAUGUAUGUUUCAUGUACCGUAGGUGUUAUAACAUUGAGAAAAUAUGUAUUUUUAAUUAAGGUUCAUUUGAAGAACUGAAGAUUUCCAGAGCUUUCAUAUGAAAACAAUUGCACAACAGUGCUGUCCUCCCAUCAUUUAUUAAAAGCAAUUUCAACAUAGCA
Molecule: messenger RNA, 3722 nt
Organism: Pangasianodon hypophthalmus (striped catfish)
Lineage: Eukaryota; Metazoa; Chordata; Actinopteri; Siluriformes; Pangasiidae
Gene: txndc16
Product: thioredoxin domain containing 16
Exons: 19
Coding region: 264-2699 (811 amino acids)
Source: RefSeq, a predicted model, not a curated record